GGAGAGGAAAAGACAGGAGAGGAGAGGAGUAGACAGGAGAGAAAGAAGAAAGGAGGGAAAGGGAGGUAAGGGAAAAGAGGGGAGGGAAAGGGGAGAGAGAAGAAGAGGAGAGAGGAGGUGAAGGGAGGACGGAGAAAGUAGAGGAGGGCAGGGAAGAAGAGAAGAGGAGAGGAGAGGAGAGGAGAUGACAGGGACAAGGAGAGGAAAAGGAACUCCAAGUUUCAUGGGGACUAUAGACACGGCUGCCUCUCAGCAGCUGCUCCUUGAUGGGCCGAGGAGGAGAAGAAGGAACCUGGGGAUGGAAAAGAGAAGAGGGGAGAAAGGAUCUUGCUUCCUGGUUUCAAGUUUCCACUGGUGCGAGGUUGUGCAACUGCGAAGGGUGCUGUAGCAGUGGCAGCCACCAAAACAAGCCGAGCCCAUAAACAAAGCCACGUGUCCUCCCAGGCCGGGAGGCUGGGCUAAAAAGCAGGCAGCUCUUCCGGCAACAAAGAACAGCCGCCAGCGGGCCCUGGAUAAAUACUGCGGCCCCGGCGUCCAAGCCAGACUCCCUGGAAGGAGCAGUGGACACCGAAGCGCCCUACUUCGUUCUUCGUCCCUUGCUCUCCCCAGUCUUCCGAAAGCCCAUCAGGACCCGGACCCGGACCCUAUCCCACGACACACCGCAUCCUCUUUUUUCCACUCCCCCUUCCAAUUCCAAGUCCAGCCGGACCCCGUCCAUUCCCCUAGCGCCCCAGCACCCCCUGGGCGUCCCCGGCCCGAAAAGUGUCCUAGCGUCGCACGCUUCGCAGGCUGCUGGGCUAGUCCCGGUGCGUCCCGUCCCGUCUAGUCCCGUCUGGUCCUCCCCGCCGUCGCUCACGGGCAAGAUGCCAUUCCUUGGGCAGGACUGGCGGUCCCCGGGCCAGAACUGGGUGAAGACCGCGGAUGGCUGGAAGCGGUUCUUGGAUGAGAAAAGUAGUGGCUUCGUGAGCGACAUCAACAGUUACUGCCCCAAAGACGUGCACAACAAGGAGAAUCUUUUCAACAGUCUGAACUAUGAUAUUGCAGCCAAGAAAAGAAAGAAGGACCUGAUGAACAGCAAAACCAAAAUUCAGUAUUUCCACCAGGAAAAAUGGAUCUAUGUCCACAAAGGAAGCACUAAAGAACGCCAUGGAUAUUGUACCUUGGGCGAAGCUUUCAACCGGCUCGACUUCUCAACUGCUAUUCUGGAUUCCAGAAGGUUCAACUAUGUUGUACGGCUGUUGGAACUGAUAGCAAAAUCACAGCUCACUUCCUUGAGUGGCAUCGCCCAAAAGAACUUCAUGAACAUUUUGGAAAAAGUUGUGCUGAAAGUCCUUGAAGACCAACAAAAUAUCAGAUUGAUUAGAGAGUUGCUGCAGACUCUCUACACAUCCUUGUGUACUCUGGUCCAGAGGGUAGGCAAGUCUGUUCUGGUUGGGAACAUUAACAUGUGGGUGUACCGAAUGGAGACCAUUCUACACUGGCAGCAGCAGCUGAACAACAUCCAAAUCACCAGGCCUGCCUUCAAAGGCCUCACCUUCACCGACCUACCUUUGUGUUUACAACUGAAUAUAAUGCAGAGGCUAACAGAUGGAAGGGACCUGGUCAGCCUGGGCCAGGUGGCUCCCGAUCUACACCUGCUAAGUGAAGACCGGUUGCUAUGGAAGAAACUCUGCCAAUAUCAUUUCACAGAGCGACAGAUUCGAAAGCGAUUGAUUUUAUCUGAUAAAGGACAACUGGAUUGGAAGAAGAUGUAUUUUAAGCUUGUGCGAUGUUACCCAAGGAAAGAGCAAUAUGGAGACACCCUGCAACUCUGCAAACAUUGCCACAUCCUUUCUUGGAAGGGAACCGAUCAUCCAUGUACAGCCAAUAAUCCAGAGAGCUGCUCCAUCUCUCUGUCACCCCAGGACUUCAUCAACUUGUUCAAGUUCUGAGCCCUCAAGUGGGACAGCCUUGAGAAUGUCCAGUUCUCUUAGGAUGGCUUUGGAAUACCCAAUUUGGACACUUCUAUUGUAAAUAGUGUACAUUUUUAUGUUGUUUUGAAAUUCCUGAGUUGAGUAAAUGAGAGGACCGUGGAAGAGAAAGAUGAAAUUGAUGACUGGCCAUUUAGGAACAUGAACUUUCUUAAUAGAACUAGUGUGGAAGCACAGUCAGACUGUAAAUAAACUUUUUUUAAUGAUUAGCCAAUGAGGCUAUAGGAGCAUCAAUGCUAUAUUUCAGAAAUCACAGUGAAUCUGCCUUACAUGCUCUGAAACCCCUAUCUGAUUUCCAAAGAUUGGGAAAGCUGCAAAGUUGAUUUCACAAUAGAACAACCUUGACCUGUUUACAAGAUGGAAGUCUGGGAAGAAACAACAUAUCCAGAUGAAAAAAGUCAAUGUUUUGGUUUUCUAGUUCAGCUUGUGGUUCUUUGUUGUUGUUAUUGUUAUUAACCGUCAUUGUCUUAAAGCAAUGGAAAAACCCAUGUAACAGAUCUGAACUUCUUAAGCCUAUAUUGUAUAAAAGGCCAUAUCCUGCAACGUGAAAUACACCACACCAUUUUCUACCUCUGAUAUCAUAAAAUGCUUUUUCAACACACACACACACACACACACACACACACACACACACCAAGUUCUCAAGUGCAUGUUGUAAAUUUUCAUUGUUUCUUUUUAACCACUUUCCAAGUGAGUAAAAGGAGAAAAUAUUGACCACAAAGUUUUUCUUAUUUUGAGCUCACUUAUCUAUAGGAAUAGGGUAGUCUUCAGAGUUGCCUUUUGAAUGGGAAACCUAAAAUACUAGGUUCAAAAUGAUAUUUUUUUCAUCCCACUCACAGUGAAGAGAAUAAUAGGACAGAAAUCCACCUCUGCAGCCCAGCUGUAGAAACUGGAGAAUUACUGAAGAAACUGAGUCUAAAAACAGUUAAGAGGGUCCAGUAAUAACCCAUGUCUAGAUAUUGACUUAUUCUUGUUUGUCUUCAGGGUACAAUCUUCUUCUGUCCCAAGUACCUUCAUAAAACAGCAUAGUUCAGUUGAUGAGCUGAGUUUGUCCCCGUGGCCUUCCUGAGCAAGACCCAAAUAUUUGUGGACUGACUCAGUAUAUUACCAGUCCCCUUACUCUUAUUAUCUUUAUUACUCUUAUGAUCAUUAAAUCAAACUUCUUUUCUAUUUGUCAAACAUGAAUUUUUGGUCAACCCAGCCUAGUGAUUUCUAAGUCAGACUCCAACGAAGUCUAUAACUUUAUCAAUCAGUAAACAUUUAUUAAGUGCCCAUAAUGUGCCCAGUUAAGUACUGGGGCAACAAAGAAAGGCAAAGGAGCCCACAGUCUAAUGGGGAAGACAACAAGUAAACAGCUUUGUACAAACAAGAUGUAUACAGGAUAAGUUGGAGAGGAAAGGCGUUGACAUUAAGGAGGAUCAUUAGAAAAAGUUGGGAAAAGGUGGAGAAAAAAUAUUGUACCAUAUCAAACCCAGAAUUCAUAUGAAAUGUUUCUCAGUGCUGGAUUUUUGAAAGGCAAUCAUUGGUGGGUAUCCAGUGACUAAUGAGGAAUCUCAGAAAUUCAUGAGUUAAUUUUUGCAAGUUAUUAGUCAAUUUUUGGACAUUAAUAGUCAAUUAUUGGGCUUCUUGGUGUGUGUGUGUUUACUUUUUAUAAGAUCUUGCUUUUCAACAGAAACUCUUUGUACUCUAGCCAUUUGCCAUUACAUUUGCAUUUUUGCAAAUGCAAACACCAUCUUGUAUGACUAGCAAAAAAAAAUGAGAAAUAACAGUUUGGAUUUGGCAUUUAUGUUACUGGACAAUUUGUCCUUUGGAGGUAGAAUACUAGUUGUAGUCUAGAUGUAUGAAAAAAAUAGAGAGGUAUAGUAAUGAGAUGUAUAGCAAAAGGGUAAUGGAUAUUCUGCUUCUUUACCCUUCCUCCACAGUAAUACAUGAGCCAAGUACCAUUGGGUUGUAAAAUGAUAUAUGUGCAUUUCCUUCUACCAUUUGAAAUAUUUGUACCUAGACUCCUUUAGCUCAAUGCUGCCUUUAGCUUUCUCAGGUUCCUUGAAGAAAAUGGUCUGUUGCAGUGUGUUUCACAAAUUGGAUGUGUAUGUUUAGGUUGAGGUAUCCUUUCCUCUCCUUCCUUUUCCCAUCUGUACAACCUCUCCUUGGUUAAUUCUAGGAAAUGGGUGGAAUUUCUAAAUUCCCUGUUAAUUUGCGAACAGCAAAAAUACUCUGAUGCAUUGCUCCUGUCAGCAGUUGGAUCUCUCAUAGAAUCAUAGGAUUGAGAUCGAGGAGAGAGACCUGCUCAAUUUACAGAAGAAAAAAAUUGAGUCUUUGAGAAAAGUGAUUUGCCUGAAGUCACAUAAGUAAUUAGUGAUAGAGCUAAGAUUUGAAUCCAGGUCUUCCAAUUCCAAAUCCAAUGCUCAUUUCACCACUCCAUGCUGCCUCCUCUACUGUCUUUAAAACCAACUCACUUCAAAGAUUGUGCUAUGGGCAAACUCAUAUGGCAAACUCUGAAGUGACUGGGGAUUUCAAUCUAUGUUUAAACUCACGGGAGAAAUUUCAGAAUUGAGUCUGAGAUAUUUGCAAAAUUUAGUUAAGCGUCUUCCUCUCUGACUCAUUUGGUCAUCCUAGAAAAAGGCUCACAGAAAUGGGAAAUGGAAGAGUCAUAGGGUUGGAUUGUAAAAGCAAAGAGAAGAAACCAGGCAGUGUUCUGAUGGGAAAGGAGCAGGCAAAGGAAUGGUAGGUUGUUGGUGAAGGGGAAGUGGGAGAUAAAAGUGGCAUUUUAAGAUUCCUGUUCUAGGGGUAGGAUAUCAGGGGAGAGAAGCAUGAAUACAAGAAUUCAAAGUGUGUGUUGGCAAAUUCAGCUUAAUCAAAAAUGUGUUAAGGGGGCAGCUGGGUAGCUCAGUGGAUUUAGAAUCAGGAGGUCCUAGGUUCAAAUCUGGCCUCAUAUACCUCCCAGCUGGGUGACCGUGGGCAAGUCAUUUAACUCCCAUGGCCUAGCUCUUACCACUCUUCUGCCUUGGAACCAAUACAUAGUAUUGAUUCUAAGAUGGAAGCUAAGGGUUUAAAAAACAAAUGUGUUAAAUCCCCCAUGACUGCUGGCCUGAACACCACCACACAAAAGUAAGAUGAACACAAUUCAUUUUCUCCAGAAGUACAAAGGUAGAUUUCAGCUCCCUUUGAAUUAGGAUUUCCUAACAAUUGGAGCUAUCAGUAGAAUGGGCUGCCUCCUGAGAUGAUGGAACCCAUCUCUGAAGGGAUUCACAGAAAGGCUAAUGGCUCUUCAUCAGAGAUCACCUAUGAAAUUAAUGCUCCAAGGACUGGUUGAACUAAUUGACCUCCAAGGUCCCUUCCUGAUCUGAGAUUCUGUGAGUUGACAGUAUUAAAAAUAUAUUUUUUCCAUUUUUGCAAAUGCAUCAAAGAGUAACUUUUAGUUUUAAAAAAUGUUUAAUAUUUGAGAUCUUCUGGCUUAGAAGCUUUGGAAGCUUUCUAUCCAAGAAAGGAGUAAAGGAGGGAAUGGCACACGCCUCUGCUGCAGCCCUCUUCCCCACUCAAACACCUGCAUGAUACUCAAUUUAAUAGAGCCCUGUACCCAACUCAGGCUAUUGGGGAAAGGUGGCUGAGAUGCUGUGAGCCCAUUAACAGAUCUAGCACAGUGUGGUCAAAUCCAAAGUUGUAAGCAAUAAUAAUACCUACCUCACACAAGGGCAUUGUAAGGAAAGGACUUUGUAAGCCUUAAAACAUAAAGUAAAUGUUUAUUUUUAUUAGUGGCAAAUAUGUUUGCAAAGUCAUUUCUUCAAAACAGCUCUAUGAGAAAGGUAUUACAAGAAUCCUUCUCCUCAUUUUGCAGAUGGGAAAACUGAGGUUCGGAAAUUAAAUCAUUUGGCCAGAACCCUCCUCUCUAGCAAGAGCAAGAGAUGGGACUCCUGGAGUGAAUUAUCUGACUCCAUUAUUCCUUCUCUUCUGCUGGGCUGCCAUGUGGAGGAGGGCUACCUUUGAGGAGGCUGGGACUUUAUCUUUGAGAGAUCUGCCCAGUGACAUAUACUGUAGCAUGGAAGGAGAUUUUCAAACAAGCUAGACUAUGUCCAAACUUACCUUUUUAUAGGAUAGUUUCACAACACCAUUCUGGUUUUAAGCAAAUGCAUCAUUCCAUAGGAAUAUCCUGGUACAGCAUUAGGAGAAACUGAACAGACCCAAGAAGCACAAGGUAAUAAUUGUUCAGCAAAACUAGGAAGUCUCCGCCGGUCUUCCUAGGACUGGUUGUUAAUAUGAUUCCUGUCUGAUGAGGAUUAGUUCUAUUGAGGUAGCUUGGCAUGGAAGGCUGAUCUUUUCAAUAGAUUUAGUUUACAGAGUAAAACUAUCCUAAAACAAGGAUGGUUUUUCUUUUUUUGUUUGUUUCUUGCUUGUGCUCAUGAAGUAAUCCAGUGAUUAUUUGUGUUAUUACUAUAGUUCUUGACUUUGUAGAUUCAUUGGGAGUAUUUCACACAGAGAGUUUGCAAGUUAAGAACUCCUUUGUGUGUUCCUUUUUUUUCUAACAUGUAAGAAAAUAUGUGUUUAAUUUGUCAAGGAAAGAUGGGGUGAUGAUUUACAAUGAUAUAAAUCAUUCGUUUCAAGGUAGAUUUUGUUCAAUAACAUGUAAUUUUUAGUGGUUUCAAUAUAACUAUGUCUCUUUUAAAAUGUGCACCAGAAUUUGUAUUUUUCUGCCAGGCUUUAGAGAGAUGAUGUCUUUGCUUUGUGCAAAUGGCCUUUUUUAUGUGUGAUAUUUUUUUUAUGCACCACAUCAUUGCUGUGUAUCCUAUCUUCUGCUGUUGAUUUCUCUUUUGAAGAAUCUGCAACAGGGAACAAAUCCCUCCACUCCAGCUUUUUGCCCACAGAGACUGUCUUUAAAUACUCCACAGAACUGCUCAGAAUGCAUAAGAUUGCUCAUCUUCUAAUUCCGUUGUCUUUAACAAAAAUUAACGGAAACACAUUGGUAAACUUUCCGUAGCCUAUAUUUUAUUUUCUUAAAUAAACCUGCUUUUAAAAGGAAAGGCAAAGAGAAGCUAGUAAACUCCAGCUUAUUUCUUCUACAAACACUUUCCAGAUGUUUGUCACCUUUUCUUAAUAAGAGGUCUAAAUGGAUCUUCAGCUAUGCUCUCCUAAGUGCUUUUAUGUUUUGAAUGGGUCCCUCUAGCCUUACCCCAGCACAAUUUGCUGUAAAAUAUAGCAAUGCUUUUUUCCCCUUAAUUCUUUCAGUUCAUUUGCAAAGCCUGUUACAAGGCAAGCUAACUUCCCAAGGCUAUGAUUCCCAAGUGUAUUUUUCUUCCUAAACUAACUAACCAUUGCUAGAUUUAUCAGUCCUUCCUUUCCUUCCAAAUAGCUACCAGCUCUAAGAUCCUGGGAACUUCAUCUUGAUUUUAAGUCUGAUCUCUAGGUUACUCACCUCAUCAUAUUUUUCAUUAAAGAGAAACAACUUCUUGGAACUUAUUUGUUCUCACAUCUCAGGUAGCAUCUUGGAAGUGCUUGGUUGCCUAGGUCCCUUGAAAGUGUUUUCUCACUUUGAAAACAGAAGUGAAGAACAGUUAGGGAAAGUUUUCAAAAUCCAGCUUAUACCUGAGACUGCCAAUUGAAGGAUAUUUUGCCCUUUUUUUGGCUUUUGAUCCCUAGACUGCCUUGGGAUCCACCACCCCAAGGUCCUGAGUGGCCUAGAUGAGAUCAGGACCCUUUUUGUUCCCUGUGUGGCAUGCAAGUUUUCUAAAGGGAGGGCUAACUAAUAUCAUUCCUCUAUACUUGGGAAUCCUUUGACAGAUAACAUUAUUUUUCCCCCAGAGUGCCAACCAGUCUUCUUGAAAGAUAAUGUUUCUUGCAGCACACAUCCUAAGCAUAGACAACUUUUCUCCAAUGCAAAGACAAUGUAGAAUCAGAAAACUUUUAGAGGAAUUGAAAAUUAUACAAAGAAGUGUGGGGUUAGACCAACCAUGUACUAUGCCUCCUCCUUAACACUAUUGUGUGAGCGGAGUACUUCUGUGUAAAUGAUUUGCACACCUUCCUUGCAUGUAGAACUGAAUUUUAUAACUGUUUGGUACAAACAGUGGCAUAUUUUUGUAUAAAAUAUUUUGACACUGAGCUACAAUAAAUGUUGUUUCAACAACAA
Molecule: messenger RNA, 8088 nt
Organism: Monodelphis domestica (gray short-tailed opossum)
Lineage: Eukaryota; Metazoa; Chordata; Mammalia; Didelphimorphia; Didelphidae
Gene: FBXO32
Product: F-box protein 32
Biological process (GO): protein ubiquitination
Cellular component (GO): nucleus; SCF ubiquitin ligase complex; cytoplasm
Molecular function (GO): protein binding
Source: RefSeq, a predicted model, not a curated record